CCCCCUCAGGAAGUCGGCUUUCCAUUGGCCAGUCCCGGUCACGUGAGCCCCUCCCUCCCCGCUCCCUCCCUCUGGGGGCUGGAAACCCCGGGAGGCAGCAACAGGUCUGGCGAAGACCCGGGGCGCGACCAGGUGGCAGUGACGCAGCUUCUGGGACCUCUGCAACUAUGGCUUCCUACCCAGGUUCUGACAAUAGCUGGGUGUUUGCCAGCUCCGAGAGCCUGCCCGUGGAGACCCUGGGCCCAGAGUCCAUGACGGGCCUGGAGUCCAUGAUGGACCCAGAAUCGGACAGAGCGUCCCAGGCCCUUGGGAGCCCCUCCAGGGCAGCUGCGGAGGAGUUAGCUGGGGCUGAGGAUGGAGGAGAGACCCUCUUGCAGAGCGAAGGCUCCCAGUCUGGUCCCAUUCUGCCAGAGAAGACUGAGGCCGAGGCUGUCCUGGAAGACGAUGGCUGCACCAGGGAGCCCUCUGGCCUGGGAGACACGCUGGUGCAGGGUGACGCAGAGGAGGCCCCUGUGGUGGCAGGCCUGGGACCAGACACAGAGGACCUGGAGGGUCAGAGCCCCCCACAGAGCCAGCCUUCAUCUCCUGAUGCAUCUUGGCCCAUGGAGGAGGCCGGCUGCUCCAGCAGUGAGGAUGACACCGAUGUGGAUGUGGAGGGUCUGCGGAGACGGCGGGGCCUAGAGCCUAGUGCUCCCCAGCCUGUGAGGCCCCUGGGUCUCGAUGGCCUGGCCAGAGGCGAGGGUGCAGGCGGGGAGCUGAGCAUCUCUGUCAACAUGUGCCUCCUUGGGGCCCUGGUUCUGCUGGGCCUGGGGAUCCUCCUCUUCUCCAGUGGGCUCUCAGAGUCGGACAGUGGGCCCGCAGAGGAAUUGCAGGUCCUCCCGGAUUCCCAGCUGGACACCGAGGUGCGGGUUGCUGUGGGGGACAGGCAGGAUGAGCUGAGGCAGCAUCUGCAGGCUGCUGCACCCUCUGCUGGCGUCCCCAGUCUGCAGAACAUGGCCCUCUUGUUGGACAGGCUGGCCAAGGAGAACCAGGAUAUCCGGUUGCUACAGGCCCAACUGCAGGCCCAGAAGGAAGAGCUGCAGAGCCUGAUGCAGCAGCCCAGGGCCCUAGAAGAGGAGAAUGCCCGCCUCCGGGGGGCUCUGCAGGACGGCGAGGCCUCCCAGCGUGCCCUUGAGUCAGAGCUGCAGCGGCUUCGGGCCCGGCUUCAGGGGCUGGAGGCUGACUGCACCCGGGGCCCAGAUGGCAUGUGUCUCGAUGGGGAUAGAGGCUCCCGGGGCAGUGGGCUCACUGGGGAGCCGAGCCCUGGCCUCCUGGAGCAGAAGGAGCGUCUGGAGGCCGAGGCCCAGGCCUUACGGCAGGAGCUGGAGAAGCAGCGCCGGCUGCUGGGGUCGGUGCAGCAGGACCUGGAGCGGAGCUUGAGGGGUGUGGGCCGGGGGGACGCCGCUCGUGCCAGCCUGACUGAGCUGGGCCACAGGCUGGUCCAGAAGCUACAGGGCAUGGAGAAAUGGAGUCAACACCCUUGGGUCAGUGCCAACACCUCAGAGGCCAGGCCCCAGGAGUCCCGCUUCCAGAGUGCCAGGGAGUGGAGUGGGAAGGAGAAGUGGCAGGAUGGGCAGGGGGGCUGGAGUGCUGAUCACUGGAAGCAGAAGAAGGAGGGGUCUGGCUGGGAGAGAAAGAAGAGCUGGCGGGGUGAGGAGGACAGGGAGCUGGCAGGGAGGUGGAAGGAGGGCAGGCUGAGGCUGGCGGGCUGGGGCGGCAAGAAGGACGGCAGGCAGCAGGGCCCCAAGGAGCCCCCUAGGAAAAGUGGGGGCCCUCACUCCUCUGUGGGGAGGCAGAAGCACCCUCAGUGGAAGGAAGGGGCUGAUGACGGGCAUGACCUUCCGCCACUGUGGGCAGAGCUGUCACGGCACAAGUACCGGGCACCCCAGGGCUGCUCGGGUGUGCGCGAGUGUGCCCGGCAGGAGGGUCUGGCCUUUGGUGUGGAGCUGGCCCCUGUGCAGCGACAGGAGCUGGCCUCUUUGCUAAGGACUUACCUGGCACGGCUGCCCUGGGCUGGGCAGCUGACAAAGGACUUGCCCCUCUCGCCUGCUUACUUUGGCGAGGAUGGCAUCUUCCGCCAUGACCGUCUCCGCUUCCGGGACUUCGUGGAUGCCUUGGAGGACAGCCUGGAAGAGGUGGCUGUGAGACAGACUGGUGAUGACGAUGAGGUGGAUGAUUUUGAGGGCUUCAUCUUCAGCCACUUCUUUGGAGACAAAUCACUGAAGAAGAGGUCAGGAAAGAAGGACAGACAGUUGCAGAGCCCAGGGAGGGGCUGAGGCCUGGUGUCCCCUCACCCCGGGAACCACUGAAUGGUCCUCUCCUCUGGCUCCUAUGAGAGCAGAAUCUCUCAGUGAUGCACUGAUGCCGCUUUUGCUAGAGAAAGGCCUUAGCUGGAUCUGCCUUGCUGGUUACUGCAUGCAGGCUCUGAUCCUGUCCUUGCGGGUGGGAAUUGUGAUUCUUCAGCCUCACAGCUUCCAUCCUCCUGUGUGUGUGCCCCACAGUGCCCCCCUGGUUUCAUGCACUGACCCAUGCCCCCUGGAAUGAGCCUAGACCUGCUGGCUGGAUGCCCAGGACCAGCGCUUUCCCAGGGGUUUUCUUAGAUUUGGACACAGCCACCCCCCAGGGGUGAAGUCCCCCUUUUACCCCUGCUUCUCCCAGGGCCCCCCUCCCUGUGUGAAUGGUAGGCUCCCACCCCUGUAAGAAGCUGUUGGAGUUUUGGUGUGGGGCUUGGACUCUCUCACGGGGGGGGGGGGGCUGUAUCUAAGCAUGGUACCCCCACACCCUCUUUGUCCUCCACAUCCCUCUCCCAGCCACCCUUGGGCCCUUGGGGCUGGAACUCCCCACUUGGUGGCGGCCACCUUGGGGCCCCUGGGAGAAGUAGAAAACGAACACGGGUUUUGGAGUGGGAGCCUCAGGCUCGCGGCAGGCCGAGUGAUGUUGGGCAGGUUAAUCCCUGGGAACUUUAGAUUUCUGAUCCUCAAAAUGGGGGAUUGGACGGCUGGGAAGAGCUGAAAUAAAGCACAGUGAGCACAGUG
Molecule: messenger RNA, 3074 nt
Organism: Canis lupus familiaris (dog)
Lineage: Eukaryota; Metazoa; Chordata; Mammalia; Carnivora; Canidae
Gene: PBXIP1
Product: PBX homeobox interacting protein 1
Exons: 11
Coding region: 168-2315 (715 amino acids)
Source: RefSeq, a predicted model, not a curated record